This is a messenger RNA of Punctularia strigosozonata HHB-11173 SS5, 1760 nucleotides long. Its product is annotated as Aldo/keto reductase. The transcript has 4 exons. The coding region runs from base 305 to 1366 and encodes 353 amino acids. The record is from RefSeq and is a predicted model, not a curated record. NCBI's taxonomy places the organism in Eukaryota, Fungi, Basidiomycota, Agaricomycetes, Corticiales, Punctulariaceae. Gene Ontology annotation, cellular component: cytoplasm.
CGGCACUCUCUACGAUUACAUGAGCGCCCGUUGAAACGAGGGUGUCCAGCCUUGCAGUUCGGAGGCACGCAAUCGAAGUGAACCUGUAAUCCGACGGAAGGCCAACGGUACCUGCGAAACUUCUGGGUCGUCCGCAGCAACGUUACAAAUGCGAUCAUUUGAGUGGAUUGCGGCCCCACUACCCUGACCCCCUUGUGACAUUGUCCCGUCUGGCCCACUCAAGCACCCGCCUUCCCCCAGUUUCCCGCUUAAAAGACGAGACAUCGACAAUCGUGCGGAUACAUCAACUCGACAUCUCAACACGAUGUCAACUCUCUCCAAGCUCCCCCUUCGCAGACUGGGCCGCAAUGGCCCUGAGGUCAGCGCGCUCGGUCUCGGUACCAUGGCUAUCGGUGCCUUUUACGGCAAGACCGACGUGAACGCGGCGAUGAAUGCGCUCACCUACGCCGCGGACCGCGGCAUGACGUUCUGGGACUGCGCGGAUAUCUACGGAACCUCUGAGGCAACUCUCGGCAAGUGGUUCAAGGAGACCGGCCGGCGAAACGAGAUCUUCCUCGCGACCAAGUUCGGCGGAUGGGACCCGGCCAAGGGGUACACCAGCGGCGCGAUCUCCCGCCCAUCCUACGUCAAGCAUGCCGUCAAGCGCUCGUUCGAGCAGCUCGGCGUCGACCACAUCGAUCUCUUCUACCAGCACCGCGUCGACCCCAAGGUGCCCAUCGAGAUCGUCUUCGAGGCUCUGCGCGAGUACGUCGAGGCCGGGAAGAUCAAGUGGCUCGGCCUCUCCGAGUGCAGCGUCGAGACGCUCGAGCGCGCCAAGGCCGUUCCCGGGCUGGGCGAGAAGCUCGUCGCGGUGCAGAUGGAGUACAGCCCGUUCACCCUCGAGAUCGAGAAGGACGGGUUCGCGGCCGCAGCGGACAGGCUCGGUGUGUCGGUCGUGGCGUACAGCCCGCUUGGCCGGGGCCUCGCCAGCGGCAAGUACCGAUCCCGAGCCGACUUCGAUGAGACCGAUCUGCGCCUCUGGCUCCCCCGCUUUUCCGAAGAGAACUUUCCGAAGAACCUGUUGGUCGUGGACAAGCUGCAGGAGAUCGCGAACAAGUACGGCGCGACGCCGAGUCAGGUCACUCUGGCGUGGAUCUUGGCCGAGCAUCCUACGUGGGUGGCUAUUCCGGGCUCGCGGACGGCCGAACGUAUCGAAGAGAACGCACGCGGCGCCGAGCUCGUCCUUCCUCCCGAGGCGAUUAAGGAGAUCCGCGACCUCACGGAGAACGCAGAGGUGGUCGGCGCGCGUUACCCUGACUCGACAAUCGCGACUGUGGAGGGCAACUGUCUGCCACUCAAGGAGUGGAAAGGGGAGGAGAACCUGUAAAUGUGAUGGAUGACUGUGCAUUGCCAUGCAAAUGAUAGGAACUCGGACGUAUGAUGUGAUGCUGGAGCCAAUGACUGAUCCUGCCCCUUGCAUCAUACCCCAUCUACUGGCUCAUGUCAUGUCUCUUGUGCAUGCUCAGGGGCACAUGUCUGUCGUGGAAGGGGGAGCAGAAGCGUAUGUCAUGUAUAAGACAACGUGCACUACAGCCAUGCACAUGUAGAGUACAGCGAUCAAGCCAAGUGCCUGCUUGCAACACAAGGGACCAUGUAUGGCUUCAAAAGUCGUGAUUUUACAGUAACCAUGCUGCAACCGUGCUCAACCAUCUCACCGUCGUACCGCGUCGUUUACAUGUACCCAGAUGCUCCUCGAUUAAGCCGUCCACUCGAGCAAGGCU